Molecule: messenger RNA, 2826 nt
Organism: Fusarium graminearum PH-1
Lineage: Eukaryota; Fungi; Ascomycota; Sordariomycetes; Hypocreales; Nectriaceae
Exons: 3
Coding region: 1-2826 (941 amino acids)
Biological process (GO): spindle assembly; microtubule nucleation; meiotic cell cycle
Cellular component (GO): centrosome; gamma-tubulin complex; equatorial microtubule organizing center
Molecular function (GO): gamma-tubulin binding; microtubule minus-end binding
Source: RefSeq, a predicted model, not a curated record
AUGGAUGAAUACCAAGAAGACCCUGCUGCUGUGUUCGCUAUUCCAGACUUCUGGAGAUCAUCAAAAUGGUUGCAUGACUUGAAUGGCAGUGCCAAUACACCAGAUCCAUUCUUUUCUUCCGGACUCAGAGAUUCAGACCUUGUACAGCUUGACCAAGUCUCUGUCGAAAAGGACGGCUUCUUCAAGUUACCCACACAAUUUGGGCUUCAGUCUGAGCUGGAUCCAGAAACCGACGUCGCCACUAGCAACGAUGGCCCAGCAGCUACAGAGAGCGUGCAUAGCCUAGAGCCCGAGGAGGAUAUCUGGGCAAAUACAGAUGAGCCAGUCGAGAAUCCACCCGAACACAAGACUUGGGAUGGCUUCAUCGCAGGCACACCAACAGGAAGACAGCCGCUGAUGGCCAGCGAAGCCGGAUCAACCGUCUAUGAUACUUAUUUGAGUUGGUCCAUCGACCCUCUCGAUCUCAGAAGCUCAAAAGUCCCUGUUGUUGACAUCAAAGCCUACCUUUCCUCCUUGCUUGCCCUGGCCCUUGGUCAGGAGUCAAUCUUCUUCUCAAAACAGGAGGGAGGUCGCUCCUUCAAAUCAACGAUCCCAAGCAUGAGAGUCACAGGCUAUUCUAAGGAUGUGCUUCGUGGGUUGGAAAAGCAAUGUCACAGAUGUGGUUCAAUGUUUUUUGAAUUGCGCUCCUUCGUCGAUUCCACCUAUGCAAGACGUACUUCAAGGUGUGGUGUGGCUCUAGCUGGUGCCAUCGAUCAAAUUCUCAAAGACGUCCAGCGAUAUGUAGCUCUCCAUGGACAGACGCCCCGUUCUCUUUUGGAGCUUCAGUCAACCGUCAAAGGACUCCUGGCCAUCCUAGUCCCUUUUCAAAGGCUUACUUCGAAGUUCCGCAAAGGCUACUCGGACGAGCAUGUUCUGUCUUUUGUGUUUCAUGAGGCCUACUCUGUCGAUUAUGGCGAGGAACAAUUACGUGGUAUCAUGCGCGAAGUUUUGCAGCGAGUCUCCUCCCCUUGGAUUGAGUUUCUGGAAGAAUGGAUCGGAACGAGGCAAGAGGAAGGUAUUCCAUUAACAAAAGCCAAUGUGGGGGCUAGCAAGGGUUUUAUCAAAGUCGACACAGAGAAAUACACAGACGACUUUGGACAUGAAUGCGAAGAUAUCGACUUUCGAUUGGAUGACAGUAAGAUGCCUCACUUCAUGCCCUUUGAUAUUGCCAGAUCCAUCUUCGAGACGGGAAAGAAUCUGCGGUUCAUUAGAGAGUGUCACCCAGAGCAUCCUUUGGCGUCUGCCCACAUCAUCAAUACGACUAAACCACCAAAGGUCGGAUGGCUUUAUGAUUGGGAUGCUAUUGAAGAUCUUGAGAAGCGGGUUACCAAAUAUCAUGACGAUCUUUUGCGAGCAAUUCACGACUACUCGUCCCAUCAACAAGCGUUGAUAUCAGAAGGACUUAACCAUGCUUUUAAACCCAACGAUGCGAUCACGUUCACGGAUGAGGAUGGCGGGUCAGAAGAUCGGCUUCUAGGCGCUCUUACAGCGCGCAUGGAUGAGCCUUUACCUGACGUUGUGAGUAAAGCGGACACCUUGAGCCAAAUCCUUCGUGAACGACUUGUACAAUCUGUCACCAGAAAGUCCAAGCCACCUACCAGUGGUUUUGACUUCACACCUCACCCGUCGCUUCUUCCUGUGCUUUCGUUCGGAGGCAUUGCUUCAGCUCAAUCAGAGAUCGUCAACCAAGAGAGUUUACGGCUGCUGUUUAACAAUCAUGACUUGCGUGGCCACCUAAAGAUGCAUCGCGACUUUCAACUUCUUGGUAGCGGCAUGUUCAUCAGCCGUUUGUCUCACGCCUUAUUCGACCCCGACCUGGAAACAGCUGAACGACAAAUGGGGGUUGCAAGGCAAGGAGGUGUCAUGGGACUUCGCCUGGGUGGUCGAGACACUUGGCCACCCGCGAGCUCGGAGCUGCGGCUUGCUCUAAUGGGAGUCCUAGCCGAAAGCUUUGAUUCAGAUAAUGAGUUCGCUACGAACAAUCUGGUCACUAUCUCUAGGGACGCAUCUGAGUUGCCGGGAGACAUGAGUUUUGCUGUGCGAGACUUGACUCAGGAAGAGAUCGACAAUUGCAUGAACCCAGACUCGUUAGAAGCUUUGGACUUUCUGCGCCUGUCAUACAAACCACCAACCGCGUUGUCGAGUAUCAUUACACCAGUUAUCCUGGCACAGUACGAUCGAAUCUUCAAGCUCUUGUUGAGGAUUAUGCGGAUGGUCUAUGUCGUCAACCAAUUGUUUCGGGACGUCAAUGCUAGAACUAGUCUUUGGGCCGACCCCGAGGACAUAUCAUUCCGAUUCACACGCGAGGCACAUCACUUCGUUUCUGGAAUCACUUCCUUCUUCAUGGAUGCUGGAGUCGCUAUCCCGUGGCAAGCAUUCGAGGCCAAACUUGACAAAAUCCAAGCCGACCUAAAAGACCCCUUGAACACCAAGAGCAGUCCUGACAAAGUUGAAAGUCCCGAUAGGCUGCGCGAGUUUCAUUCAAGAGUGUUGGACCGCAUUAUGCUUUCUCUAUUCCUUCGGAAACGUCAACAGCCCGUACUGAAUCUGCUUGAGGAGAUCUUCUCUGCAGUUUUGGAGUAUGCAAAAUUCUUGCGAAUGAAGGCUGUAGAGAAGAAUCAUGCACCAGACUCGGGAGAGACGCAAGAGAUGCAUCAAAAGAGUCGAUCCACGAGCAACAAGGUAUCAGAUGAUCUGGGAUUAAAGCAGGAGGGUAUUGGCGAGGACCAUAUGGUUGCACAGCUUUUGAUGAAGUUGGACAUGAGUGAUUAUUAUACUAAGCACUAG